AUGGUGUACAUUCGCCAACACCACCUCCCAAACCUGCGCAACUAUCGCUAUGCAGGCAUCGACCACUCCCUCGUCAGUCGGUACAUUCUAAAGCCGUUCUAUAACAAAUGCGUGAUCGGUUGUUUCCCCAUGGGCAUGGCUCCCAAUGCUAUUACCCUGACUGGUUUCAUGUUCGUGGUCAUUAAUUUCAUCACUGUGAUGUGGUAUAACCCCAAUUUGGACCAGGACUGUCCGCCGUGGGUCUAUGCCAGCUGUGCACUGGGUUUGUUUUUGUAUCAGACUUUUGAUGCUGUCGAUGGCAUGCAGGCACGGAGGACGAAACAAAGUGGUCCCCUUGGAGAGCUCUUCGAUCACAGUGUCGAUGCAUGCAACACCGGGUUAGGUGUUCUGAUCUUCGCAGCUGCGAUGAACCUCGGCCAAUCCUGGAUGACAUUCUUGAGUCUAUUUGGAUCUACUAUGACCUUCUACGUCCAAACCUGGGAUGAGUAUUAUACCCAGGUUCUCACGCUAGGCGUUGUUUCCGGUCCCGUCGAGGGUGUUCUCACCCUCUGCACCGUCUACGCUUUAACUGCCUACAUGGGCGGCGGUAGUUUCUGGCACCAGCCCAUGCUGGAAACCAUGGGCGUUUCCAAGCCGAGCUUCAUCACGCAGUCGGUAUACGACAUGCCCUUCACGCAGUGGUACCUGGUGUACGGUGCGUUGGUGCUCUUCUUCGCCACGGGCUCGAGUAUCCUGCACGUUAUGCAUGUGCGCCGUGAGCGCGGCCAGGACCCCAUUGCGCCGCUUUAUGGUCUGCUUCCUCUGGUGGCGAUCUGGACUCUCGUCCCAGCUUACUUGUACCUGCAACCUGCCAUUUUGGAGAACUACACUAUUCCGUUCGGCUUGUUUGUCGGCUUAGUGAAUGCUUACUCCGUCGGCCGGAUGAUUGUUGGUCACCUCGUGCAGUCGGGUUUCCCGUACCACAACCCUCUGCUGUACCCGCUUGCUCUGGGUGUGAUCGAUAGCUCUGGUCCUUUCUGGGGUCUCUGGUCUCCCGUGCUGGGUGAGGGUGUUAGACCGGUUGCGUUUGUUUUUGUGUGCCUUGGUCUGGCGGUUGGUAUUUACGGAAGCUUUGUGUUUGACGUCAUUACUACCAUCUGUGACUAUAUCGAUAUCUGGUGCCUGACCAUCAAGUAUCCUUACGUGGAGGAGACCGAGCGCAAGGACGUCACUGCUGCCAAGGCCCAACUGGAAGGCACAUCGAAGAAGGCGCAAUAG
Molecule: messenger RNA, 1257 nt
Organism: Penicillium waksmanii
Lineage: Eukaryota; Fungi; Ascomycota; Eurotiomycetes; Eurotiales; Aspergillaceae
Product: aminoalcoholphosphotransferase
Exons: 7
Coding region: 1-1257 (418 amino acids)
Biological process (GO): phospholipid biosynthetic process
Cellular component (GO): membrane
Molecular function (GO): phosphotransferase activity, for other substituted phosphate groups
Source: RefSeq, a predicted model, not a curated record